UGACGGACCAACUUCGGGCCACGGGCAAAUAGUGCAGGCAGACAUUUCCACAUUUUAAAAAAGACACUUUUGAUUUUGUUCACUUUCGGUUUACAAUUGUCCCUUUUUCCUGAGUGAUAUCACUGGAGCUACUUCACAACUGACAACUUUACAGCGAACUGAACCUCGGAUCUUUCAGUUUCAGCAAGAAACAGCCGGAGAUGGCGGCGCUAUGCAGUCGUCGUUGCUUCUACGUCGUCCGUCAGCCUCAUAUUAUUCUGAGGAUCAAUAACAGAUGGCAGAGUGCAGUGGCGAGUCCCCAGAUGCAGGACUUCCUCAAUGGCGCCCCCCACAGGAAGCACCCGGGCGUGACGGCGCUGAAAAGCGUCUCCCUUCCAGAGGAACUGCAGAGAGCGGCGCUAACGGUUAUACACGAGGCAGCAGUGAAACAGCUGGCUGAGAAGGCGCACAGACUCACCAACUUCCUGUGGAGCAGGCAGAGGCAACCAGAAGACUUGGCACUGAGGAAGAAAGCGGUGGCUUUGGAGAAAACUUUCUGGGAGAAAGAGAAGGAGAGUGGCAGAGAUGGAGACCCCUAUUUACUGAAGACUGAAAUUCAGAAGAUGGUUCUUUCAGAACUGAAGAAAACAACGUAUCAUUGGACACCACUGAGGUACAGUGACGAUGUUGCCAUGGUGUAUUUGGCAGCGAGGGUUGCCGGGGGUUACGCUGCAGUGAGGAGAGUUUUGAAUGAGAUAAAGAAGAGAGACCCUUCCUUCUCCCCUCGCUCUCUGCUGGACUUUGGGUCAGGUGUGGGAACGGUGUUGUGGGCGGCGCACACACUGUGGGGUGACUCUCUGGGGGAGGCUGUAUGUGUGGACAGCUCUGGGGCCAUGAACUCACUGGCAGAACGGCUCCUCAGAGGAGGCAGCGAAACGGGAGAUCCCACGAUCAAACAGGCCUACUUCCGGCAGUUCCUCCCUGUCACUCCAAAGGUGCAAUUUGACCUGGUGGUGAGUGCGUUUUCACUGUCAGAGCUGCCCACUCUCAAGGAGAGGAAAGAUACCAUCCAUACACUGUGGAGAAAGACACAGUCCUACCUGGUGCUGGUGGAAAACGGGACGAAAGAUGGUCAUCAGAUUCUCAUGGAGGCCAGAGACACACUUCUGACGGAAGAAGAUAAGGUGACCUUUGACUCCAGAAGAGCCUCUGUGUUCGCUCCGUGCCCGCACCAGUUGACCUGCCCCAAACUUAAACGGCACACCCAGCUGCCCUGCAACUUUCCCCAACCCUACCAACCCCUGCCCCUGCGUGGGAGUGGCGAUCGUGACAUAGAAAAGUUCAGUUAUCUGGUCCUGGCGCGGGCGGGGCAGGGGGCGGGGCAGGAGGCGGGGUCUGACUGGGCGCGGCUGACUGGCCCAGUGCUCCGCCGGUCCCGACACGUCCACUGUGACCUCUGCUUCAGCGACGGAGAGCUCAGGCGUGUCAUCGUGACCGCCCAUCGACACGGCAGAGACCUGUACCGCUGUGCCAGACGCAGUCAUUGGGGCGAUCGCCUGCCAAUCAUCUUGCAAGAGGACCCCGCCCCUGCAGAAUGAGCAGCCAAUGAGAAUGCACUGCAGUGCAUAUGGCUUUGCAUUCAAAACUCCGCCUUCACCUCCUCUCCACCCAGGCAGAGGGAGACACCGGGAGACUCUGGCCUGUUGCUUCACAGAGAACCAAUCAGGGACAGCCAGGGGAGGGAGGCUGAGUGAGACAGUGGGGAGCUGCUGGGCUCCUUUCACAGCACCACCUCCUGGAGUGGAGGAUAAACUGAGGCAGGAGGAUGGAAGAUGUUUUGGGUGUCUUAUCCAGGUUAUACUCCUGUGUUCCCCUGUCACAUCUCUCUCUCUCACACAC
Conger conger (European conger) is the source of this 1878-nucleotide messenger RNA. It is a transcript of the gene mettl17, whose product is annotated as methyltransferase like 17. Gene Ontology annotation, biological process: translation. Gene Ontology annotation, cellular component: mitochondrial small ribosomal subunit. The transcript is spliced from 14 exons. The record is from RefSeq and is a predicted model, not a curated record. Gene Ontology annotation, molecular function: structural constituent of ribosome; methyltransferase activity. Lineage: Eukaryota; Metazoa; Chordata; Actinopteri; Anguilliformes; Congridae. Bases 201 to 1577 code for a protein of 458 amino acids.